Molecule: messenger RNA, 2013 nt
Organism: Suillus discolor
Lineage: Eukaryota; Fungi; Basidiomycota; Agaricomycetes; Boletales; Suillaceae
Exons: 12
Coding region: 1-2013 (670 amino acids)
Source: RefSeq, a predicted model, not a curated record
AUGCGGGAAGGAUACAUUCGCAUGUUCAUCUCCUGGUUGAGGGUCAUUAUCAAAACAACUGCAUUUCGAUCGUACAGGAGUCUCCUCUCUAUUCUUCUGCGACUGAUCCGACACUGUCAAUCUGUCGUGAAUGGAAAGGAAGGGGAAUUUCGUGAGCGGCCCGGUUUGGCAUCGAGCUCUCAGCCAGUGGCCAACCAACCCGAGCUGACGCCUUCUGUGAGCCUUGCAGUGCCCUUACUUGAGGCACCUCUGCAAACCAAAGAAUUCCAAUCUGGAAUGGACGUUCAUAUGCCAAUUCCAGAGCCCUACGAAGGGACAAAUAUUAAUGUCACAGCUCAUGAUACACAAUCUCCUGGGAGCUCUGCUGUGCCGUUUCCACCAAUGUCUAUGCCCGAGCCCAGUAUCCCCGUGACUGUCGCCAUGUCACCGCCUCCUACGACGCCAGGACAGAACGUUGAUAUCUUUCUAACUCCCAUUGUACCUGAACCACAGGUCAGACGAUAUGAAAGGCAUAUUCCCAUAAAUAGUGAGUACAAGCCAUUUGAGGUUAAGAAAGGUCCUUUGGACUGUUCAGAGGAGUUUGCUGCAGUAGAAGGAUGGGAGCCGCUCACGCACCCCGAAGGGGCAUUAUUCUUCUAUCAGCCAUAUAAAAGAGUUUUCACUGAUGCCAAUGUUCGAGAUUCUGAAACUGCUGUCAAAAUAAACAAAGCUAUUGAGACGGCGUACGAAGGCGCGCAAAAGGCAGGCAUCUCCUUGGAUUCUUCCGUCGAGCUCGCAUUGGAGCUCUUUGUGGAGGGGGACAAAGAGUUUUUGGGCUACUACUUUGUCGACCACGAAAGACGUGUCAUUUUCUGGUUCGAAGACUACAAAUGCUUUGAACUUGUGAAUAAUGUUCGAGGUGUAGAGCGCAAAAGCCACAUCAAGUAUGCAUUAGAUUCACAGUAUUGGUUCGUGUGGCCUUCAGAUGAUUUACAAUACCGUGACGUUGGCAGGAGACAUGUUGAGCUAUUUCCAAACAAACGCGUCCUUCCUGAAGAUAUUAUCAUAACGCUCAAAGAAAUUGUCAUGCAUGCUCAUGCAGAAAACAUCACUUCUGAAACGUGCCUAGCACCUUUUGCCCCAAGUGAGGUUGCAAGUAUGCUUGGCCUUGUGGAUCAUCUCAAGGGUGAAUCAUUCCCUGAUGCAGGAGAGUUGUUGUUGAUCGUCUUUUUAGGCAGUACUAACAAGGAGCGUGAACACUCCGUGUGGAUUGCUGCUCGAUUUAUGAGGCUUUUCUGCAACGCGAAGUUUGUGAAUUUCUGUGGACAACCAGGUGCCCGACUUGACGUAGAUCAAUCAUUAUAUGGAGAACAUGACACCCGUUCGAAAAAACUCAUUCUUCGUAUCAUGAAUGUUAUUCUGUUUGGAUCCCCAGUUGCUCAAAGCAAGGCAAUUCACAGGAUAUGGGUCGAUGAAACCAUCGUUCAACCACGAUGGAAGGGUUUUAUUGAUAGGCUCACCACCGAAUGGAAUGGAUAUACAAUAUUUUCUACUGUGAUGCUCGCUGUCAACAUUAGUUUUCUCGCGGUCCCAACUAUCGCGCCUCAAACAGCCGCGAUCGUUUUAACAUAUCUGUCUUCCCUCUGCGCCAUGGGCUCUUUAGUGGUCUCGCUGAUCUUGGCUGGACAAGUUAAUGACAGCCGGCGAGGCUCCGCUGCAGACGUGGCCUCUUUUAUGGUAGGAAUGUCGGAGUCUAUGCUGGGCCUCGAAAGCCUUGCCCUGAUGCUCAGCCUGCCGUUUGCACUUCUGAUUUGGGGAAUGACGUUCUUUGCUGGAGCAUUGUCCACCCUAAUCUUUCGCACUUCUGGUAUUGUCGCCAUUUCAAUCGCAUCUCCAGUUUGGGUCGCCGUAUUCGUCCUGGCGACGUGGCCUGUACUUGCCGCCAAUAACAUUCACAUUUCUCAGCUGAGGUUCUGGAUCAUAGAACAUGUUUUACCUCAGGCUGCGGGACCCAUCAUAAUCUCUCAUCGCUAA